AAGAAAAGAAAAAGGAACGGAGUAUUAAUAAGAAGAGAAACAAUUGGUUACAGCAAAACAGAGAGAGAGAGAUGGAAGAUGAAUGAAUGGAAUCCACGAUAACUAAAUUGUUGAGUGCUCCUUGCAACAAAAAAACAAUUUCUAAAACUAAAAGCAAAACCCAAAAAAAUUUCUGAUAUCCUUUUCUAAAAGAUUCAUAACUUUCUUGGCUUUCAACAUAUCUGAUCCCCUUCUUGCUUUAUUCAUUCUCACAAAGAUUAGUCUCCUUUUUGCUCAUCAUCAGGAUUGUUAAAGAUUUGGUGAUAUUCUUAUUAUGGGGGAUCAUUUUGUGUUUUUGGUGGAUCGGUUGCUCACAGAAUCCACCUUGGAGGCUGCAAUUGAAAGCAGAAAUCCUUCAAAGCAGUUGGAUCUAUCAGAAAAUAAUGACACAGUUAUCGAUUGUUCUUCACAUGUUUUCACUCCAAAGAAGUUGGUUGAAUGUAGGAUAUGUCAGGAUGAGGAUUUUGAUUUGAAUAUGGAAACGCCUUGCUCUUGCUGUGGCAGCUUGAAGUAUGCUCAUCGCAAAUGUGUUCAAAGGUGGUGUAAUGAGAAGGGUGAUACCAUUUGCGAAAUAUGCCACCAGCAAUUCAAACCAGGCUACACAGCACCAUCCCCUGUAUUCCGGUUAGGUGGUAUUCCCUUGAAUCUAAGGGGGCAUUGGCAGAUUGCUAGAAGGGACAUUAACAAUGGUUCUCAAAUAAUUGCAGUUGUUGCACCUGAUCAUGGUUUUCUUGAUCAGGAAUAUGAUGAAUACACUGAUUCCACUUCUAGAAGCGUUUUCUGUUUUCGCUCAGUUGCGGCCAUUUUCGUGGUUCUCCUAUUCCUGCGUCAUGCUCUUCCCGUCAUUGCAAACGGAGCGGGGAGUGACUCUUUUCCAGUGUUCAUGUUAUGGUUCUUACGAACUUCAGCAAUCGUCCUACCCAUCUACAUCAUGAUGAGAGCCACGAUAGGUGUGAUACAUCGGCGACGCCAACUGGCUUCUAAUGCAUCAACAUCAUCUACGUCUUCCGACGAGGGGGAAAGUGUAAGACCUCCGCAUAAUCAGACACCUAUUGCACAUGUGCACUGAUCCACUGAUCUGUCUUGGAUGUGGUUUUAGCCACCCUGUGCCAAAAGGCAAACUGUCUGGACCAAGAAACAUGGUUCUAGUGUGUGGUGUGCCUACCAGUUAAUAUGUACUUACUAUUAGAUAUUAGUCACCAAACAAGCACCACUUCAAGGAUAGCUGGAUUACUGGAUAGGUCAAUGUUUAGUUUCUUGAUGCUUAAUUUUAAGGCGAUUAUUGGAAGGUUAAGCAUGUUUAAGAAAAAAAAUGUAAUGUGAAUUUAUAUAUCUGGUUUGAAUAUGUAAAUGUUAAAUCUGCAAAAGGAACUGAAGCAAGUGAUGUCAAAUUCUUUUGUACGCAAAUAAUUUAGUGUAAUGUAAAUUGAAAAAUUGCCAAGAACAAAUGUUGAAA
Messenger RNA from Erigeron canadensis, 1495 nucleotides. RefSeq lists its product as uncharacterized. Gene Ontology annotation, biological process: protein ubiquitination. The transcript has 9 exons. Gene Ontology annotation, molecular function: ubiquitin-protein transferase activity; zinc ion binding. NCBI's taxonomy places the organism in Eukaryota, Viridiplantae, Streptophyta, Magnoliopsida, Asterales, Asteraceae. The coding region runs from base 314 to 1108 and encodes 264 amino acids. The record is from RefSeq and is a predicted model, not a curated record. Gene Ontology annotation, cellular component: membrane.